Messenger RNA from Didymodactylos carnosus, 949 nucleotides. Lineage: Eukaryota; Metazoa; Rotifera; Eurotatoria; Philodinida; Philodinidae. The record is from the annotation of a GenBank genome assembly.
AUACAACGGAAUAUUAAAUCGAACACAGACAAAAAAUAUCACAGUAUCGAUUAAUGCAUCGGAUGUUCAAGGUGUAUCACAAGUGUGGUCAAUUCCAAUUAUCGUUCGUCCUACAACUAACAACUAUAGGUUAACAGAUGGUUAUAAGAUAAUAAGUGUACUCUAUGUCAAUGGUUACAAUAAUGCAUUAACAAAUCAAGCUCUUGGUUCAAUCUAUGUCAAUGAUUUAGAUGACUGGAGUCGUGCAACGAAUAGUUAUCAAGUAAUAUCGAGUACUGCAGGAACAUUUACUGCUAAUGGUAGUGGACUUAAUGGUUAUUUGGCUGCUAGUAGUACAUUGUACCCUGGCUCAUACACAGUUCAAACUAGAGUUGUUAAAAAUAGUUUCACUGCUACUGGUACAGUUGAUUUAGAUGUACAAAGUGUUGACAGUGAAUUUGUUAGACAAGCAGCAACCAUAAGAAUACAAGGUGAAUAUCCUGAGAGCCUUAUUGAUCCAACAUUUGGUAGACGAACAAAUAAGUUACGCAGUGCUUUAGCACAAAUUCUUAUUGUUACUGUUGAUACUAUACAAAUAUUAACAAUACGUUCUGCUCCCUCAACACAAAUAAUGAAUCCACUUUUACCACCAUUACCAUUUGAUCAACAAAAACAGCAAGCAUUAACCGACGUCAUAUUCUAUGUACCAAAUAUGGCAAAAGAAUUAAUUGAAAAUACACUAAAUACAAAUCUUGCCCUAUUUUUAUCACGAUAUGGUAUCAGGGCAACGGCAAGCGGACCAAAUCCAUGUACGAAUUAUGGUUGUCCAACAGGAACAACAUGUCGCUAUGAUCGUACUAUUCAACCGCUACCCUAUUUAGUUGAUACCAAUUUAACAUCAUUUGUUGGCAUUAAUAUUCUUGAUUCAGCUGAUUGCGUCAACAGUUCUACGUCUGUUCAACCACCAUGA